UCCCAUGGCCACAAAAGCAAAGCGCGCACUGGCCGCCCACGUCUCUCCUCCGGUCCUCCUCCAUAUAACGCCGCUGCCCGGCACACAGCAGAUACGGAACACAUGACCACACGCAUAGCUGAGGGAAGCCAGGCACGCAGUAGAUCCCAGACCACACGUCCCAAAUUAAGCUCCGAUGGACGAGGGCAAGUAUCAGCAGGGCUGGCUCGCCGUCGGCCUGCCGCCGGCGCCGGUGCUCGCCGUCACCGGCAUCGUGACCUUUUUCCUCUACCUUUCGUGGCAGAUGGAUGAGUUCGAGGAGCAGCUGUGCCAUCGCACCCAGGCAGGCUUCUGGGUGCUCAUGGUGCUGGGACUCCUCGCCCUGGGCGUGCUCGCGCAGCAUGUGCUGUUCGACGGAGAGGGGAGGGUCGCCGUGCCCGCGGCAUGGCGAGGCCAGCCCGAGGGCGGCUCCGGCACGUCGCCGUGGGGCGUCGCGGCCCUUGUGGCUCUGCUGCUGGUGCUUGUGUCUCACAGGUCCGACUUCCAGAUAUUCAAGCCCCCGGGGUUUAGAUGAGCAUGCUUUUUUUUUUCUCGAUGGAAAGCUAUGUAUCCCGAUGCAGAUAGCUAUGAUAUACUAUUAUUAUAUACAUAAAUUAGUAGAAGGUGUUUUUGCACGUCUGCAUGAUCAAGCAAAAUAACAUAAAUAAAAAAGAAUUACUCCCUCCGUCCCCGGAAAUUGCUUUUUGGAGGUCGGGAGCAUGGAGGCCUUCAAAUGCAAAAUUCAAAAUUUAUGAAAAUUCAUACUUUUACAUUUCAAAAAAUUCUGAAAAAAACUACGAAGAUAGAUGAAGGCAGAGUGCAAGUGCGUAAAUUUUCAGGACGAAAUGCCUUGCAAAAAAGACAAAUCUGAGCCUUUUUAACACAUAAUAUCAUCUCCACAAACCAGUAAUUUGUCUAUUUUGUAUAGGUCGCAUUUCAACGUAUUUCAUUCUAAAAUUUUACACACACGCGUCACAUCCUUAUUUAUUUGUACAAUUUUUCAGAAUAUUUUGAACCCGAUUUUUUUGAAUUUUGAAUUUUUAAAAAAGUGGGCCUCCAUGAAAGACGACAGACAAAAUGUCAUUCUCCUCCAUCCCAUAAUAUAAUAUAAGAUGUAAAUAUUGGAUCUAAUACAUUUCAAAUAUAAUCGGUAUAUAAUUGGAGAAAUUUGUGAUUGACGUUGUGUCCAAUGAAAGAAUGUUUAUAGUCUGGGUGAAAGCGAAGGAUGAGCCAAAGGAGACGAUAUAAUUCCCAUGCGGGAUCUAUUAUUGGGGAUCUAUGGGGCAUCUUUUUAGGGUUGUACAUCGGUUAGAGGGACAAUUAUUUGGCUUGAUGGCUGGGCGCAGAUCUUCAUAUAUUCCGUGUGCGGUGAUCAAGAUGGAGUGGCGUGCCAUCUACAGUAUUGACGAUGGCGAGUCUUGGCGGCAGGGUGCAGCGGGGGCUAGAUGCUGGAUACCGUUCAAUGGGCGCGUGCAGGAGGCAGGCCCUGUUUAGCAUUGCGGUGGCUUCAACGGCAGAAGGGUCUAAUAAGAUCAGUGCAUUGAUUGAUCCUAAAGAUGGGACUGCGAAAGAAGGUGGCGGCAGAUUCUACAGCAUGUGCAUGUGGUGCACAUUGAGGGUGUGCUUGACCGGUUGGUGCUUCCGGCUAGCUGGCGGGCGGCUUGGUGAGGCCACCGAUUUUUUUGGUGUGUGUGACGCACGGUCAGGGCACAUCAUCAAUCUUGUAGUAGGGCGACAAUUUUGCGAGGAAGGUGAUUUUGGAUUGAUCUAUGUAUUUAUUUUAUAAGAUCUUAUUAAAUAAUCCAAUAAAGAUGGUUGUGUGCAUCGCUCAA
This is a messenger RNA of Triticum dicoccoides, 1850 nucleotides long. RefSeq lists its product as uncharacterized. The coding region runs from base 176 to 553 and encodes 125 amino acids. The transcript has a single exon. NCBI's taxonomy places the organism in Eukaryota, Viridiplantae, Streptophyta, Magnoliopsida, Poales, Poaceae. The record is from RefSeq and is a predicted model, not a curated record.